Messenger RNA from Nannizzia gypsea CBS 118893, 1818 nucleotides. RefSeq names its product drug resistance protein. Gene Ontology annotation, molecular function: transmembrane transporter activity. Lineage: Eukaryota; Fungi; Ascomycota; Eurotiomycetes; Onygenales; Arthrodermataceae. The coding region runs from base 1 to 1818 and encodes 605 amino acids. Gene Ontology annotation, biological process: transmembrane transport. Gene Ontology annotation, cellular component: membrane. The transcript is spliced from 3 exons. The record is from RefSeq and is a predicted model, not a curated record.
AUGGGCCUGGUGUCGGGUAGCAGACGCUGGCGGUUCUGGCGGAAGACGGACCUGGAUGUACCGUCUAACGAGGCGCAGGCGCACACGAGCCAGGAACAACAGCCACAUCUACAUACAAACAAUGGAGAAGAGACGGAGCAUGGACAUCGAGCCCUUUCAGUUCCUGCGUCGUCUCUGCGCCGGACAUCGUCAGCAUGCACACAGCAAGCUCCAGCAUCUUCUAUGGAGUAUGAUGCCGAAGGCGCAGUUGACCCGGAUGCCGAUAUAGAGCGGCUAGGGAGGCAACGGCCGCCAGUAUUUAGGAACUUUGCUUCUGAGGCUGCCUUUUGUUUCUCUAUCGUAAUGUCCCAAGUUUUGACGGAGUAUUUCAUUUCUGGAUUCAACGUCAUAAUACCCAGGCUGGUGGAUGAAUUUGAUAUCCCAGAUGCCUCUGCCGUCUGGCCGGCCAGUGCCUUUCCGCUCGUCGUGUCCUCUACCCUUCUCAUCUCUGGCCGCUUGGCAGACAUGAUCGGUGGCUACUACAUGUACGUCGGUGGCAUGGGAUGGCUGUGCAUAUGGUCAGUCAUCGCCAGCUUCUCCAACAACCGUAUCAUGCUCAUUCUAUGCCGAGCUCUGCAAGGCCUUGGUCCUGCAGCAUAUCUACCAUCGGGAAUGAUGCUGUUAUCAAUCGUGUAUCGUCCAGGGCCACGAAAGAACCUAGUCUUCAGUCUGUACGGAACCUGUGCUGUAUUUGGAUUCUUCAUUGGUAUCUUCUGUUCGGGACUGGCUGCGCAGUAUCUUGCAUGGCAGUGGUAUUUCCGCAUCGGCGCCAUCCUCGCUGCUAUUACUACCGCCAGCUCAUUUUUCUUCAUACCCUCGGAUGCAGCUGAAAGACGCAAUCAGGGAGUCAAGAUGGACUAUUUGGGUUCGGUUCUUAUCGUAGUCGGCCUCACCCUAUUUGUCUUUGCGGUUACAGAUAGCGCACAUGCCUCUCAUGGAUGGAAGACACCCUAUGUCUACGUCUCUUUCGUCCUCGGAUGUCUCUUCUUGGCUGGUGCUUUUUAUGUUGAAGGGUGGGUUGCAGAGUCGCCCUUGCUGCCAUUCGAUUUGUUCGAUGCACCGUAUAUGAAGGCGAUGGUGCUGGCACUGCUCUUCUUUUAUGGGUGUCUUGGAGUAUUCCUACUCUAUGGUACUCUAUAUAUGGUUCACAUCAUGGGUGCCACAUCUUUACAAGUUGUCGCCUGGUGUACUCCGAUGGUAGUGGGAGGUUUUGCUUUCCCCAUCAUGGUCGGAAUCUGUCUACACCUGGUCUCUGGAACCGUUCUCCUUAUUAUCUCCGGAAUAGGCUGGAUAAUGGCGGGCCUCCUUUUCGCAAUAAUGCCCGAUGGUGCAAGCUACUGGGCGUAUGCUUUCCCAGCGAUGAUUGGCGCCACCCUUGGUAUUGACGUCACAUUCAACAUCACAAACAUCUUCAUCACCACAAGUCAGCCAAAGCACCGCCAAGGUCUAGCUGGUGCUCUGAUAAACUCUGUCCUGUUCUUGAGUAUUGCGGUACUGCUUGGGUUCGCGGACGUUGCUCAGGUAGCCACCCUGGACCAAGGGAGGAAGCAGAGUUACCGUGUCGUCUUCUGGUUCAAUACUGCAUGUGCGAGCGUCGCACUACUGAUUAUUGUGCUCUUUGUCAGAGUAAAUCCAGCAGCGAGCGACUUGACAGUCGACGAAAAGAAGAGGCAGCAUGAGUUAAGUCAGAGACAAUCACAAUAUCUGGAGGCACCUCCUCAAGGCAUAGGAGAGAAUCCUCCUACCGCGCCUCGACAUGACAAUUUGGCCUCGUCAUAA